This is a messenger RNA of Mytilus trossulus (common blue mussel), 2807 nucleotides long. Its product is annotated as pantetheinase-like. The record is from RefSeq and is a predicted model, not a curated record. The coding region runs from base 117 to 1658 and encodes 513 amino acids. Lineage: Eukaryota; Metazoa; Mollusca; Bivalvia; Mytilida; Mytilidae. Gene Ontology annotation, molecular function: hydrolase activity, acting on carbon-nitrogen (but not peptide) bonds, in linear amides. The transcript has 2 exons.
GCAGAAUAUUUAAUUACAAUUUCAACCUAUACACUUUCAUUUUAAGUAAUUGCCUCAAUAGAGUUUAAGUAUUACAAAUUUAUAAAUAUUUUUUUUUCAGUACUUCUUCAGGAAAGAUGUUUUUCAAAAUAGUUUUAUUUUGUUUUUAUUCUUGUACAAAUUCACUUGAUGUCAGCACAUAUAAAGGAGCAGUGUUCGAACAUAAUGUUAUUAUGCCAGAGAAUACAAAAGAAUGGGUGAAUCGAUCUUAUGCAUUAGGAAAUAUGAUGAAAAAUAUUGAUGUGUACCAGAUACAGGCAAUGAAAUCAGGAAAAGAGAAUGUGGAUAUUUUAGUGUUCCCAGAAGACGGAAUCUAUGGAUAUAGAUUCAAUAGAAAAGGUGUGGAAUCUUAUCUAGAAUACAUCCCAGAUCCAGACCUUGAAGAUUGGAAUGCUUGUGAUGAACCAGACAGAUAUAACAAUACAGAAAUUCAGCGCUCUCUUAGCUGUAUGGCAAAAGACAAUAACUUGUAUAUUGUAGCAAAUAUCGGAGAUAACCAACCAUGUAGUCGUAAAAAUGAUCCUAAUUGUCCACCCGAUGGUCAUUACCAAUUUAAUACAGCAGUAGUAUACAAUAAAACUGGUUACCUGAUAACUAAAUAUCAUAAGAUCAAUUUAUUUUAUGAAUAUCAGUUUGAUGUCCCACCUGAAAGAAAGUCUGUAUCAUUCGAAACACCUUUUGGAAAAUUUGGAGUGAUGAUAUGUUUUGAUAUAAUUUUUCGGAAUCCUGCUAUUGAUUUGCUAGAAAACCAUAACGUUGACAAUAUCGUAUUCCCAACGGCAUGGAUGGAUGCUCUACCAAUAUUAUCCGCGAUACAGUUUCAUUCCGCGUUUGCUGCCGGUGCAAACGUAAAUUUCCUCGCUGCGAAUUUGAAAAACUCUAGUAUCAAAGUUCAUGGCAGUGGUAUCUACUCCGCAGAAGGAUAUCUCGAUUUUCAUUACGAUAAUGAAGAUGUUGGAAAACUUCUCAUCGCAGAAAUUCCUAUUCGCAAAAGAAAACAAAACUCUUAUCCUGAACUUAAAAAUAUGACAGAAGAAAAUAAUUCAAUGACUUCGAAUGAUAGAUUUCAGGACCUUGUUUUUCGUGAUCUUUACAAUUUUGUACCAUUAGUUGAUAUUCAAGGUAAAAGGACAAUUUGUCAUAACAAACUUUGCUGUUCACUCACCUACGAAAAGAAAACGGAUACUGAUGAUGUUUUUGCUUUUGGUGCGUUUGAUGGACUACAUACAUAUGAAGGUACUUAUUACAUCCAAGUUUGUAUAUUACUAAAGUGUAAAAAUAGUAAUCUAACAAGUUGUGGAGAUCCCGAGGUAAACAGCAAAACAUUUUUCAAACAAUUUAAGAUCGAAGGUACAUUUACUACUGCAUACAUAUAUCCCGAAAUUCUAUUGUCUAACGCUAGCGAUUUACUACUUUUAGCAGCUCCGGACACUUGGAAUUACGCGAAAGGCAUUCUUCAGAGUGAAAAUCAGUUAGAAUAUCCAGUCGUGUCAGCUGCUAUCUUGGCGAGGGUGUAUGAAAAUGAUAUGACAAUAAAUCAUGGAAAUCAUAUGUUACCUGAAAUCGUCGUGAUCACGGCUGUGUUAGCUUUUUCGAACUACGUAAGGUGUCUUCUGUAGAAGGUAUAUACUGCCUUAAAGUUGUUUGGCAAUUUGUUUUUAUCUUAUUAGGUCUUUCCACUUUUCUGUGGAAAUACCUAUUGAUUUUGUUCUGAUUAGUAUUUUUUUUUCUUCCGCCUAAUAUUUUUCUUGGGCAGUUUUGCUGUUUUAUAAGAUGUCGCUUAGAUAUUUGGAAAAUGAUAUUGUAUAGUUUAUACCUUUUAAAAUUGACAACCGCGUAACUAAAUACUUUACGUUGUAAGAGUUAUCUCCCCAAACACUGUUUUUCUUGUGACCACUACUCCUUACCAACCGUAAAAGAUUACGACAAAUUUAUUUUACCAAAUUGCUCGUUACAUCUUCAGGAUUAGGAUUUUUAUUUUGACCGAAGCUAUACAGAGACUCCAUAUGAGAGUUAUGCCCCCUUUUGUAUUUUAUAUAAAGUGAUAUGUGUUUCUAACUGGUAAACCAUAAGUGAUAUAGGCCUGGGGUCUUUGGAUUUGAGGUCCUUGGUCCAAAAAAUGAAAAUUAGGUCAAGGUCAAAGGUCAAGGUCAUAUUCUAAGUUUUUUGAUUAUGGCUUAUUUUCACUUAUUUUCAAAAACCGUAUAACAUAUCGACAAAUUAUUUUUACUAAAUUGUUAGUUGCGACAUGUCGUAACACUUAAAUUUGAUUGCGAGAGUACGUUGACAGUAAAUGGUUGUUUAGAAUAAUACUUAAAGUGAUAUAACUCAUUAUCCAUACAUAUAACAGACCUAUGGUCUUUAGAUUUGAGGUCCUUGGUUUAUGACCUUGAUAUUGAGGUCAAGGUCAUAAGCAAAUUCGACGUUCUAUAUUUUGACCUUUGCUCUUAAUUCAUAUUUGUACAUCAUAAAGCCAUAGGAAUUGACAUUUGAAUUGAAUUUCAUGAACAAUUGGUUUUUAAUUUUAUCAUUUAUUCUUCGGGAUAACUUUUAAAACCUCCAAUUAACAAAUGAGUUCUGUAAAUAGAUUAAUCGUACAGUCAAUUUUGUAAUAUGUAGCUUUUGUAAUCAUAUUGCAUUUUAAGUUUUGUAUUUUAUUUUAGGAGAUCGGAAUGUCUGUGCAUGCUCUUUUACAUAAAAUAUUUUGAAGUCCUUUUACUUGAACGAGCUACAAAGUUUAAUAGGUGGUAUUAAAAAGUUGAAAACUG